Messenger RNA from Coffea eugenioides, 1978 nucleotides. RefSeq names its product protein DETOXIFICATION 35. Gene Ontology annotation, cellular component: membrane. Gene Ontology annotation, biological process: xenobiotic detoxification by transmembrane export across the plasma membrane. The transcript has 7 exons. The record is from RefSeq and is a predicted model, not a curated record. NCBI's taxonomy places the organism in Eukaryota, Viridiplantae, Streptophyta, Magnoliopsida, Gentianales, Rubiaceae. Gene Ontology annotation, molecular function: antiporter activity; xenobiotic transmembrane transporter activity. The coding region runs from base 207 to 1724 and encodes 505 amino acids.
UUAGAGAAGUAAAAACUCGACAAUCUCUACUACUCGGUACUUCCACUCUCCAGUCUCUCUUCACUCUUGCUUGACCCAUUCAUUCACAUUCACCUGCUGCGCUUCCUCCGCUCCGACGUCGUCCUGCAGCUCUCUGUUCAUUUUUUUUUUAAAAAAAAAUCUUCAGCUAAAUUAGUAGGGGGGAAAAAAAAAAUCACUCCAUAGGUAUGGAGACGGCGCCGUUGCUGAGCGGAAGCUAUUACGAUGGAGGAGAAGAGCUGGUGGGGCCAGACGGCGAGUACCGGCAGGCGAGAGGGCUGAAGGAAUGGUGGUACGUUUUCCGGAUCGAAACGGUGAAGCUGUGGGCAUUAGGGCUGCCCAUAGCGUUCAACAUCAUCUGCCAGUAUGGGAUGAAUACGGCGACCACAAUGUACGUUGGACACCUGGGAGACGUGGAGCUCUCCGCUAUCUCUAUUUCCCUCUCCGUCAUCUCUACCUUCUCUUUCGGCUUCUUGCUUGGGAUGGGGAGUGCUUUAGAGACGCUAUGCGGUCAAGCAUUCGGUGCCAGGCAAGUUCAUAUGCUCGGUGUUUACAUGCAGCGGUCCAUGAUUAUUCUGUUUGUCACCUCUGUCAUCCUUUUGCCGCUCUACAUAUUUGCUACCCCACUCCUCAAGCUCCUUGGACAGCAGGAACAGAUCGCAGAUCCUGCAGGAAAAUAUUCCAUCCUCAUUAUCCCUCAGCUAUUUUCCCUGGUUGUUACUUUCCCAACCCAAAAAUUUCUUCAAGCCCAAAGCAACGUGGCUAUCACAGCAUACAUUGGAUUGGUUGCUUUGCUCCUUCAUGUUCUUUUGCUCUGGCUUUUCAUCUAUGUGCUUGGCUGGGGAAUCACUGGAGCAGCCGUAGCAUUUGACAUUUCAAACUGGGCUAUUGCAAUUGCUCAAUUCUUUUACGUCAUCGGUUGGUGUAAAGAUGGGUGGAAGGGAUGGUCAAUUUCCGCAUUCAGGGAGAUAUGGUCAUUUGUUAGGCUCUCUCUUGCUUCAGCAGUUAUGCUUUGUCUGGAGAUCUGGUACAUGAUGAGUAUCAACAUCCUCACAGGUCACCUUCAUAAUGCCGUGCUUGCAGUUGGUUCCCUAAGCAUUUGCAUGAGCCUCAAUGGAAUUGAAGCCAUGAUAUUCAUUGGAGUAAAUGCUGCAAUAAGUGUUCGAGUCUCAAAUGAGCUUGGGCUUGGACAUCCAAGAGCAGCCAAGUAUUCAGUGUAUGUUACAGUCUCUCAGUCCCUCCUGAUAGGGAUUAUUUCCAUGGUGGUUGUUCUCCUGGCCAGAAAUCACUUUGCUAUAAUUUUCACAAAUAGCACGGAUAUGCAAAAAGCUGUUGCCAACCUUGCUGACCUUCUUUCAAUAACAAUGGUUCUCAACAGCGUUCAGCCAGUAAUAUCAGGCGUUGCAGUCGGAGGAGGAUGGCAAGCUUUGGUGGCUUAUAUCAAUUUAGGUUGUUAUUAUGUAUUUGGGCUUCCUCUAGGAUUCGUUCUUGGGUAUGUGGCGAAUCUAGGAGUUAAGGGUAUCUGGGGGGGAAUGAUAGCUGGAAUUGGCCUGCAGACAUUGCUGCUUUUAGUAGUACUUUACAAGACCAACUGGAACGACGAGGUUGACCAGACAUCAAAGCGCAUGCGAGAAUGGGGAGGCCAAGGCGUUGACAGUGAAAAAUUGCAGAAUAAUCAACCUCCAUUUGGAAACGGUCAAACUUGAAUGAGGGCUCUCUUAUUUUCAAUAGAAGGAUUGAUAACAACGCCAUCAUCUCGAGUGUACUCUUCCGCCCUUUCCUGUUCCUAAUUCCUGAACGGCAAACAUGCACGGCAUAAUCUCGCCGCUUUGGAUCUUAUUCAGCAAAAGUUAGCGAACCCUAAGAUUGUAAGAGAACCAUUUGACAUUAUAUUAGAUUUAAAAAAAUUACUCUACCGAUGACAUUAUUGUAUUAGAAUAAAAUUACAGACAUUAUUUCA